AACGAUGUAAUGCAAUCAUGGCGGAUGCUGCUGCGCGUCAAUUGCAGUACGAAUAUAAAGCGAAUUCCAAUCUCGUUUUACAAGCUGACGUCCGGUUAAUAGAAAGACGCAGCCGAGAUGAGGCUACCGGCGAGGUUAUGUCCCUCGUGGGAAAAUUGGAUGGUACACGUAUGGGUGAUAGGGCCCAGCGUACCAAACCUGGGAAGGCGGAAGAGAGAAAAGUCAAACGUCAAAAGCGCGAUGAGGCGCAAUAUGACUUCACACGUAUGAAAGGAGCAACAUUAUUAUCCGAAGGUGUGGAUGAAAUGGUUGGUAUUGUAUAUCGUCCGAAAACACAAGAGACGCGUCAGACUUACGAGGUAUUGCUCCAUUUCAUACAAGAAGCUUUGAGCGAUCAGCCACGCGAUAUUCUUUGUGGUGCGGCUGACGAAGUACUAGCUGUGUUGAAAAAUGAUCGGCUUAAAGAGAAAGAAAAGAAAAAAGAAACAGAGCUUUUACUUGGUUUAUUAGCGGAAGAAAGAUUCGCGCUGCUUGUAAACCUCGGUAAGAAGAUUACGGAUUUCGGCAGUGACGAAAAAACUACAACCAACGAUGAGAAUAUUGAUGAAACAUAUGGGAUCAAUGUACAGUUUGAGGAGAGUAGCGAAGAGGACGAUGAAGAUGUGUAUGGAGAAGUUCGAGAAAAUGAUGACGAAGGAGAUGAGGGUGAAGAAGCCAAUGACGAUAGAGCUAUUCAUGCAGAAAAUUUGGGUGGAACAGAAGAAAUGAAGAAAGAAAAACCGUUACAUCCAUUAGAUAUAGAUGCGUAUUGGUUGCAAAGAAGAUUAAGUAGGAUAUAUGACGAUGCUAUGAUGUCACAAGCGAGAGCUGCUGAGGUACUAGCUGUCUUGAAAGACGCCGCGGACGAUCGUGAAUGCGAGAAUCAGCUUGUACUUCUAUUGGGUUAUGACUGCUUUGACUUUAUUAAACAACUUAAAAAAUACAGACAUACAGUUGCGUACUGUACAAUGUUGGCCUCAUCGCAGUCUGAAUCAGAAAGACAAAAGAUCCGUAACAAGAUGAACGAUGAUCCGGUUCUUGCCAAAAUCUUACGGCAAUUAGAUACGGGUAAAGGCGAAGACGACGCUGACGAGACAAUGGAAGCAAGAUCGCAGCGCAAGAGGCGGGAAGAGAAUGAAGAUACAGGAGGGCCAGGGGGACAAGUACAAGGUACAAGAAACUUGAUAGAUCUGGAGGAUCUGAUAUUCGCUCAGGGAAGUCACUUUAUGGCCAACAAACGUUGCCAACUACCAGACGGCAGUUUUCGAAAACAGCGAAAAGGAUACGAAGAAGUUCAUGUUCCUGCUUUAAAACCGAAGCCGUUUGCAGAAAAUGAGAAACUACAUCCAAUUGAACAAUUGCCCAAGUAUGUGCAACCUGCUUUUGAAGGCUUCAAGACAUUGAAUCGCAUACAAAGUCGCUUAUAUCAGACGGCGUUGGAGAGUGACGAAAAUCUGCUGCUGUGUGCUCCAACAGGAGCUGGUAAAACCAAUGUGGCACUGCUGUGCAUGAUGCGAGAAAUUGGAAAGCAUAUAAACGCUGAUGGUACAAUCAAUGCAGAUGAGUUCAAAAUAAUUUAUGUCGCUCCGAUGCGUUCUCUGGUGCAAGAAAUGGUCGGAAAUUUUCGCAAGCGAUUGUCAACAUACAAUCUGACUGUCUCCGAAUUGACGGGUGAUCAUCAGUUAACACGAGAGCAAAUUGCCGCUACUCAGGUGAUAGUGUGCACGCCGGAAAAAUGGGAUAUCAUAACGAGAAAGGGUGGCGAGAAAACUUUCACGUCAUUAGUACGCGUGAUUAUUAUUGAUGAGAUUCACUUAUUGCACGACGAGAGAGGUCCUGUCCUAGAGGCGCUGGUGGCAAGAACGAUACGAAACAUCGAAACUACUCAGGAAGAUGUGCGUCUAGUCGGCUUGUCGGCCACAUUACCCAAUUAUCAAGAUGUUGCAGCGUUUUUACGCAUUAAACCGGAAACGGGACUGUUUUAUUUCGACAACAGUUUUCGUCCUGUAGCUUUGGAACAGCAAUAUAUCGGCGUCACCGAAAAGAAAGCAUUGAAACGUUUCCAGGUGAUGAAUGAGAUUGUCUACGAAAAGACCAUGGAACACGCCGGCAGGAAUCAGGUACUGAUAUUCGUGCACUCGCGUAAAGAAACCGGAAAAACGGCACGCGCUAUUCGAGACAUGUGUCUGGAGAAGGAUACUUUGGGUCAAUUUCUCAGAGAAGGUUCCGCGUCGAUGGAGGUUCUAAGAACAGAGGCGGAGCAAGUGAAAAAUCAGGAGCUUAAGGAUCUGCUGCCAUACGGUUUUGCGAUUCAUCACGCCGGGAUGACUCGGGUGGAUCGUACCCUGGUAGAGGAUCUCUUCGCCGAUAGACACAUACAAGUUCUCGUGUCUACAGCAACUUUAGCCUGGGGCGUCAAUUUACCGGCUCACACGGUUAUUAUCAAGGGUACCCAGGUAUACAAUCCGGAAAAGGGUAGAUGGGUCGAGCUGGGCGCUUUAGACGUACUGCAAAUGUUAGGACGAGCCGGUCGACCGCAGUACGACACCAAAGGCGAGGGCAUCCUCAUCACGAAUCAUAGCGAGCUACAGUAUUAUCUGUCGCUCUUAAAUCAGCAACUACCCAUUGAAUCCCAAUUAAUCAGCAAGAUGUCCGACAUGUUGAACGCGGAGGUGGUGUUAGGUACGAUUCAAAAUAUCAGAGAUGCGGUUACCUGGCUUGGUUACACUUAUCUUUACAUUAGAAUGCUUCGCUGCCCGAAUCUAUACGGGAUAAGUCACGACAAGUUGAAGCAAGAUCCUUUAUUGGAGCUGCAUAGAGCUGAUCUAAUCCACUCGGCGGCACUCGGAUUGGAUCGCAGCGGCUUGAUCAAGUACGAUCGCAAGUCCGGCAAUUUUCAGGCGACCGAGUUGGGCAGAAUAGCGUCUCAUUAUUAUUGCACUCACGAAACAAUGUCUACGUACAAUCAGUUGUUGAAGCGCACGUUGAGCGAGAUAGAAUUGUUCCGGGUGUUCUCACUGUCGGGCGAGUUCAAAAAUAUAAAUGUCAGGGAGGAAGAGAAGUUGGAGCUGCAGAAACUGAUGGAAAGGGUGCCGAUACCGGUGAAGGAAAGCAUCGAGGAACCGAGCGCGAAGGUGAAUGUGCUAUUGCAAGCGUAUAUUUCACAACUGAAACUCGAGGGAUUCGCUCUCAUGUCCGAUAUGGUAUUCGUGACGCAAUCAGCCUCGCGUCUCAUGAGAGCCAUCUUCGAGAUUGUUCUGUUCCGCGGUUGGGCACAAUUGGCGGACAAGUGCCUGUCCAUCUGCAAGAUGAUCGAUCGCAGGAUGUGGCAGUCGAUGUCGCCUCUCAGACAAUUCCGCAAGAUGCCGGAGGAAAUUGUGAAGAAGAUCGAGAAGAAAAACUUCCCAUGGGAGAGGUUGUAUGAUUUGGGGCCCAACGAGAUCGGCGAAUUGAUUCGCGUGCCGAAGCUGGGCAAGACCAUUCACAAAUACGUCCACCAGUUUCCGAAACUGGGCCUUUCCACGCAUAUCCAACCGAUCACGCGUUCCACUUUAAGAGUCGUGCUGACUAUCACCCCGGACUUCCAGUGGGACGAGAAGGUUCACGGUAUGUCCGAAGCAUUUUGGAUUUUAGUCGAGGACGUAGAUUCGGAGGUAAUAUUGCAUCACGAGUACUUUUUGCUCAAGGCCAAAUAUGCGGCUGAUGAACAUGUGAUUAAAUUCUUCGUGCCAGUCUUCGAGCCUCUGCCACCACAGUACUUUUUGCGCGUGGUGUCUGAUCGGUGGAUCGGCGCGGAGACGCAAUUGCCCGUAAGCUUCCGACAUCUGAUAUUGCCCGAGAAGAAUCUACCGCCUACGGAAUUGCUGGAUCUGCAGGCGCUGCCGAUAACGGCGUUACGAAAUGCCAAAUUCGAGAACAUCUAUUCUGAUUUUCCGCAGUUUAACCCGAUCCAGACACAGGUGUUCAAUGCGAUCUACAAUUCCGACGAUAAUGUGUUCGUUGGAGCGCCCACAGGUUCAGGAAAGACGACCAUCGCGGAAUUUGCGGUACUAAGAUUACUAACGCAGAAUCCGGAAGGACGAUGCGUAUAUAUGGUGAGCAAGGAAGCUUUAGCCGAAUUGGUCUAUGCCGCGUGGGCGGCAAAAUUCGGCCAACAGCUGGGAAGAAAAGUUGUCCUGCUGAGCGGUGAAACGGGAACGGAUUUGAAGCUCCUGGCCAAAGGUCAGAUCAUUAUCACCACGGCGGACAAAUGGGACGUGUUAUCACGCAGGUGGAAGCAGCGGAAGAACGUGCAGAACAUCCAGCUGUUUAUCGUGGAUGAGCUGCAGCUGAUCGGCGGUGAGGAGGGCCCGGUGUUAGAAGUUGCAUGUUCGCGAGCCCGUUAUAUCUCUUCGCAGCUCGACAAACCCACCAGGAUAAUAGCGUUAUCGGCCUCGUUAGCCGACGCCAAAGACGCAGCACAGUGGUUGGGAGCACCGGCAGCAGCAACCUUCAAUUUUCAUCCUUCUGUGCGACCGGUACCUUUAGAGCUGCACGUGCAAGGUAUAAACGUCACCCACAACGCGUCGAGAUUAGCCGCCAUGGCAAAACCGGUGUAUAACGCGAUUCUCCGGCAUGCCGCGCACAAACCGGUGAUCGUAUUUGUACCCACUCGUCGGCAGGCGAGAUUAACGGCCAUCGACUUGCUAACAUUCACGGCGGCCGAGGGUCAACCCUCGAAAUUCUUCCAUGCAGAAGAGGCUGACAUUAAGCCGUUCCUCGAUCGCAUGACCGACAAAACGCUAAAGGAAACUCUGUCGCAAGGUGUGGCUUACCUUCACGAGGGUCUAUCGGCCGACGAUCGUCGUUUAGUCGAGCAACUGUUCGACAGCGGAGCUAUCCAAGUGGCGGUCGCGACGAGGGAUCUCUGUUGGGGUUUAUCUAUCAGCUCCCACCUUGUUGUAGUCAUGGACACGCAGUGUUACAACGGCAAGACACAUGCUUAUGAAGAUUAUCCAAUCACGGACGUGCUGCAAAUGGUGGCGCGAGCUAAUCGCCCACUAGAAGACGAGGACGCCAAGUGCGUGCUACUAUGUCAAAGCUCGAAAAAAGAUUUCUUCAAGAAGUUCCUGAAUGAGCCACUACCAGUGGAAAGCCACUUGGAUCGCCGGCUGCAUGAUCACUUCAAUGCGGAGAUUGUGACGAAGACGAUCGAAAACAAACAAGACGCGGUUGACUACCUCACGUGGACAUUCCUGUACCGACGACUCACUCAGAACCCUAAUUACUACGGCCUGCAAGGCGUCACGCAUCGGCACCUAUCGGAUCAUCUGUCCGAGUUGGUCGAGAGUACAUUGACCGACCUAGAACAAGCCAAGUGUGUCGCCGUAGAAGACGAGAUGGAUACUUUGCCGCUCAAUCUGGGAAUGAUCGCCGCCUACUAUUACAUCAAUUACGCCACCAUCGAAUUGUUCAGUCUGUCUCUCAACAAUAAGACGAAGAUCAGGGGUUUGUUGGAGAUUAUUUCAGCAGCUGCUGAGUACGAGAGCGUUCCAGUGCGACAAAGAGAAGAGAAUUUACUGAGAAGUUUGGCUGCGCGUCUACCUCAUGCGCCACAAGCCGCUAGAAUGGCUGAUCCUCACGUGAAAGCGCAGCUUCUGCUCCAAGCUCACUUGUCGAGGAUACAGCUAGGUCCAGAAUUGCAGAAGGACACCGAACUGGUGCUGGGCAAGGCCGUGAGGCUGAUACAAGCUUGCGUCGACGUGCUGAGCUCUUCUGGAUGGUUGGCACCCGCCGUCGCCGCUAUGGAACUUGCGCAGAUGGUGACGCAGGCGAUGUGGUCCAAGGAUUCCUAUUUAAAGCAACUGCCGCACUUCACAGCGGAGACCAUCAAGCGCUGCACCGACAAAGGCGUGGAGACCGUGUUCGACGUGAUGGAGCUCGAGGAUGACGAUCGAAAUCGGCUGUUGCAGUUAACGGAUGCGCAGAUGGCGGACGUGGCUAAAUUCUGUAACCGGUAUCCUAACAUUGAGAUGUCGUAUGAGGUACAAGAUAAAGACAAAUUGCACAGCGGCGGCACGGUAAACGUGAUUGUACAAUUGGAACGGGAGGACGAGGUAAUUGGACCGGUAGUCGCGCCAUUCUUCCCGCAAAAACGUGAGGAAGGCUGGUGGGUGGUGAUCGGCGACCCAAAGAGCAACUCCUUGCUCUCUAUCAAGCGCCUGACGUUACAACAGAAGGCAAAGAUCAAACUGGAUUUCGUUGCUCCGGCACCCGGCCAGCACUCCUACACCCUGUACUUCAUGAGCGACGCUUAUCUCGGUUGCGAUCAAGAAUACAAAUUUACUAUCAACGUCGGAGAGUACGAAACGGAUGCCAGUUCCGGUUCGGAUUCCGAGUAAAAUAACAAAUCUACGACGUUUCAUAAUAUCUACCAUUUUCUUGUUCCGCGUAGGUCUAUCUAUAUCUAUGUCAAGAGUAUAUAUACGUGAUCGUACCACCUUUAAAUUUUUUAAAUUUAUUAACACUGUUAGAGCAAUCUUUCGUGUGAAUGCAGUGCGACAGUUUCUUCAUAUUUAAAUUUUCUAUUUCAAAUAUUUCAAAAUUUUCUUUCAGUUCUCGCUCUUCUAACAGCACCUGUGCGGAAUAAAAAUAUUGUAUUUCUUGUCUUUUGCUUUAAUUUAAGAUAAAGAGAAAUGCGUAGAAAAACUUAUAUAUCUCACAGUCCUAUAAUCUAAGCAACGUCUAAUGUAAUUUAAAUGGUUGAUGUUACAAUAAGAUACGUAAGAAUAAAAAUUUUAUAUUUAAAGGGA
Temnothorax curvispinosus is the source of this 6830-nucleotide messenger RNA. RefSeq names its product putative U5 small nuclear ribonucleoprotein 200 kDa helicase (gene l(3)72Ab). The record is from RefSeq and is a predicted model, not a curated record. The coding region runs from base 18 to 6419 and encodes 2133 amino acids. Gene Ontology annotation, cellular component: nucleus. NCBI's taxonomy places the organism in Eukaryota, Metazoa, Arthropoda, Insecta, Hymenoptera, Formicidae. The transcript has 6 exons. Gene Ontology annotation, molecular function: ATP binding; ATP hydrolysis activity; nucleic acid binding.